CCAGUUCAACAAGAGAGCCCUAGACUUGUAAACUAGACUUGUAGAUAGGACUGUCUGCCUAAAGCGAUACAUCCCUCCUAGAUUCCCUAAAGACCUACCUUUGCACAUUAGCCAAAGCUUCAAAAUCAUUGAGCAUAAGGGCCAACGAGUGCAUGGCUCCACUCCUGACUCAGAAACGUAAGAGGAUGGUUACCAAAGAUGGCCACAGCACCAUGAAGAUAAGCAGGUCCUCGAGAAUUUGUCACACCCGUCUAGCCAAUCUGUGGGGAAUCCUAAUAGACCUAAAAUGGCGGUGGAUGUUGGUGGUCUAUCCCGCAUCUUUUGUGAUUCAAUGGCUCGUCUUCGCGGUCUUCUGGUACAUUUUAGCUGAAGUGAAUGGCGAUCUUUGGAUAGACCAUGACAACCCUCCCCAAAACCAUACUGUCUGUGUAAGAUAUGUCACCAGCUUCAAAACUGCAUUCUCUUUCUCACUGGAGACACAGCUCACGAUUGGCUAUGGUACCAUGUACCCCAGUGGCGAGUGUCUAGCUUCCAUUACCUUACUAGCUGCCCAAAUGCUCUCGGGACUCAUGCUGGAGUCCUUUAUCACAGGUGCCUUUGUGGCAAAGAUCGCCCGCCCAAAGAAUGGAAUUUACUCCAUCCGAUUUACUGACUUGGCAGUAGUAGCCCACAUAGGUGGUAUACCAAAUCUGAUCUUCCAAGUGGCCAACGUUCAACCUAGACCACUCACCAACGUCCAUGUCUCUGCCAUUCUCUACGAGGAACGAGAAAAUGAUCAACUCUACCAGACCAGUGUGGACUUCCACCUUGACAGUAUCAAUUCCACAGAAUGCCCAUUGUUUAUCUUUCCACUGACCUACUAUCACUCCAUUACACCGUCGAGUCCUCUAGCUGCUUUCCUUCAGCAUGAAGAUCCUGGCCAUUUUGAAUUAGUUGUUUUCAUCUCAGCUAUUCAAGAGGUCACAGGAGAACCAUACCAUAGGAGGACAUCCUACCUACCAUCAGAGAUUAUGCUGAAUCAUUAUUUUGCCUCUAUAAUUACUCGAGAUUCUAAUGGUGAAUAUAUUAUCAAAAUGGAGAAUUUUGACAAAACUAUCCCUGAAUUUCCAACAGCUGCAGAUCCUAAGAGCCCCAAAAGGACUGACAUAGGAAUCCAUAUUAAUGGACAACACAUUGAUAAUUUUCAGAUCUCUGAGACUGGGGUAGCUGAAUAGAUUCAGAACGUGAAUACAUUUUAAAAAUAUAUUAAACUGCUUAACUAGUUGCUUUUCCCCUCAUCAUCACUAUUCCACUAUCUUUUUCUUCAUUUACAUCAUGGCAUGCAAAAGAUGAUAUAUGAUCACACGUGAGACUAGUGGAUGAAUGAACUGCAGACAUUCUGAAAAUAUAGCACCUUGCAAAGUUUUCUACCAGAUGAUUUCACUAAUGUGAUCAAAGUUACAGUGACUGAAAGAAAAAUUAUACAGACUUCAUUACUGAUGACAUUUAAAUAUGAUUUGAUAUUGUUUGUAAAAGGCAAUGAAUUAAAAAAUGUGAUCUCAAAACAAAAACUCACUCAAAGCAAUCCAAUUUAAAUCUGUGAAUUAAUUUAAUACAUAAAAUUCAAUUUGAAGUAAUUCCAUGCAAUGUAAAUUCUCCUUGGAUACAAUUAAGUAUUUUAUACAAAUUAUCACACUUUUCAGAAGCAAUGAAGUAUUAAGUAUUGGCCUUAAUUUUUAAGAGCUAAUAAUGAAAUUCACAAAGACAUGCAAUUUUAAGUGUUUAAAAAAUUCUUAUGAAAGCAAAUCUGACCUAACUCAAAAAACUUUAGUAAAAGGAAAAAAAAAGACUCUGUGGGGACUGUUUUUUAAGUUAGUAGCAAAUGAUUUAUUUUGGAUGUAAGAAAUAAUGAUAUAUGUGCUUUGUAUCUUUUCAUAGAAUAAUAUUUCUCUGACCAUGCUAUGUAAAAAUGAACCAGUUUUAGGGCCAAAAAAAAAAAAAAAAAAAGAAAAAAAAAAAAGAAACAGUGAUACUUUUGAUUUUUAAGGAUCAUAAAAAACAAAGAAUAUAAGGUAAUACUUUUGAUUUUCUAAAAAUAUAUAACCCACAUUACAUUUAUGUAUAGUAUUUAAAAUAGCUAACUACAGUCUAUAUUUUAACACUGAAUUUUUUUUAAUAGAAGAAUUACUAUAUACAUUUUUUCCUAUAGAGAUUAAAAAACAUAGAAGGCAAGUCAAUGUAACUUAAGAAACUUAAAAAAAACCAAAACAUAUAAAAAACAGAAUUUUUUUUUAGGAGUAAGAUUUCACUGACUUUGCUGGUAAGAACUGUAGAGACUAUGUCUAUCUAGUCCAACCACUUCCUUUGGCAGAUGAACAAACAAAGGCAGAGAAAAGUUAACCAAUAUACUCUAAGCCACAAAGUAGUAAAGAUUCAAACACAGAUCCUCUAGUUCCAAAACUUCGCUCCUUUGACGACCUUACGAGCACUGUCUUGAAAAAGUCAGAUUCAAUUUGUCAAACUUAAAAUGACAUCAUUUUUACUUUAAGGAAAACAUACAAAUGACUCCAUACUGUAACUUAAUAGGAAACAUAACCAUGAAGACUCUUUAAGAAUUUAAGGAUUCAAACACACAAACAACAAUUAAACAUUAAACAGAGACUGGUAAGGAAGUAAUAUUAUCUAACUUGAAGAUUUCUAUAUCAAAGAAUUAAGAACAAAAUUUCCUCUUCUAAAUUCAAAGCACAUAGAUUCUACUGAAAACACAAAAGAGUAGUAGCAGGUUGGACCAGAUGACAUUCGAGAUUCUUUCUAACUCUAUUAUUCUAUGAUAACUAUAUUUUAAUCAUCUUUGUGAAUGGAUUCCUUACUCUUAAGUAUGUCUAAAGUAUAUCUAUGUCAGUUCUUUCCAAUGAUGUAUUAACUUGGUCAUUAGACAAGAAUAUCACAAUCUUACAAACUAUAUUAAUGUAGAAAGGAAUAAACUAAUUAGAGGUACAAUGGAGACCCAUGAAAACAAUCAGAAAAAAACACAAAAUUGGCGACCCAGUCCAAAUUAUCUGAAAAAGAAUUGUCUCUAAAACCUGACUGCCAAGUGUCCUUUCAUGACUGUUUGAAGACAAACUUUGAAGGAGCUCACCAAGUUUGGAAUCUGUUUUCAAUUAUUGGACAGUGUUAGAAAAGCUAUUAACUAUAUAGUACUAAACUCUCACUUGGUCAUAGUUGUUUCUAUCUAGUUAAGUUGUUAGCAUACAUGAAGAGUUGGAUUGGACAGAUCUCAGGAGCUCCUCCAAUCCAACCUCCUUUAUUCUACAAAUGAGAAAACUGCAGGAUAUAAAUCCAAGUCCUGUGACUCCAAAUUCAGCCUCUAUAACACACUGCUGCCUUAAGACAGAUUACUGCUUUUAAAAGGCAGUGAUGGGGCAGCUAGGUGGUGCAGUGAAUAGAGCCACCAGCACUAAAGUCAGGAGGACCUGAGUUCAAAUCUGGCCUUGGACACGCAAUACUUCUAGCUGUAUGUGACCCUGGGCAAGUCACUUAACCUCAAAUGCCUCAGCAAAAAAUUAAAUAAAUAAAAGGCAGUGGUGUUUUUUUCAUGACUCAGAUUAUAAAAGGUAUUAGAGAAGAAAUUAAGAGACCUGUGUUCCAGUUCCAGCUCUGCCAUAUGACUAUGAGUCUAUUUUUCUCAUCCAUAAAAAAGAUAGAGUACAAGAUGAUUUCUAGUUUCUUCUAUCAUUCUAUGAUUCUGUGAUGUGCCAACUCAAUUUUCAUAGUUUCUGAUAAAAGACAGACAGAGCGCACAACCUGUACUCUGUGAGCAUUAUAUGUUAUACUGUCAUAUUACAGCCUUCCCUUUGAGAUAAUUUUGGCAAUCAGGAGAAUCCAUUUGUAAACCUCACUUGGAUCUAAUGGACAGAUCUUGAUUCACAGUAAAUACUUUCAGAGAUAGAAUAGGAAAGUCAUUCUUUUUCUCAAGAUACUAACCUUACUUUCACCAAAGUCUGGAGCAGUUUGCUGAGGGACCCCAACCUAUGGUGUUUGCAUAUUUGCAGUGAAGGAACAGGGAAGAAGAUAUGAAAAACUAGUAAGCCUACAACACUGAGUACCUUUGAAAUGGUGAAGAAAAGCUCACGAAGGAGCUAUCCCACAAUAUGUCCCUGGAUUCUCAGUGCCUGCAAUUCUAAAGAUUGCCAAGGAUAUACUUCCCUGGUGAGAUCAUUCUAUCCCUAAUUGAGCCAGAAUUUGUAUCUAGUGAAGAGUCAUUCACUCAAAUAUCCUCUCACCUAUUCUAAUCCAUAUAACUUUCCUGGUUUUCCAUUUACUGCUUACUAUGAUAAAGAAGCUUACUAAUCAUUUAUGAUUAUCUUUUGCAUAGCAAGUUGUUUAUUAGAACCAGCCAAACUAGAGAGUAUGAGUAUAAGCUGACUGUUAGCCUCUCUUGGAGAGUGAUAAAAGAGCUUUUACCAUGGACUCUAAAAGUUUCAUACUUUUGUUCAUACAUUCAUACAUAUGUUAGGAUUCUUACAAGGUACUAAAUCAGUGGAAUUGAUAGAAAUUAUAAUUAUGUACCUAAUUAAUACUUACUAGAGUUCUACAAGAUUCACACCUUUAAGAGAGCAUAUAUAAGCUAGGAGCCUCAACCAGGAUUCAUUCUGGGACACACAGAAGCCAGGAUUCAGUCGAGGAGUUUCGCAAGUUGGAGAAGGCAGCUUAAGCUCUCAGAACCAAGACUACAGAAGACCUCUAAGAAAAACUAGCCGAGCCUCAAAUGGAAGGAGACAACAAAGGAUUUGGACUUUUCAUAUCUGGACUGCAUUUGGGGAGAUUACACUGAAUUGAAAUGAAGACUGCCUCCAGAAGCCCCCCCAAGAAAGCUGCUCUCAGAACAUUACACUUUUAGAUUACCAAUAUUCAAGGGGUGGUAAAUAGACUAUCCUUCAUGGGGAUUGUCCACAAAGGACUAUCAGAGCCUUAGAGAAAUAAUGGGACAAGGCAAGAUUAGCUAGCUGUUCAUGCCACACGUAGGUCAGCUGUUCUAUGCUAAAAGCAUCAACAUCUAUAAUAUAUAUGAGUCAGGGAAGUUAAGUCAAAGCUAAUACACUUUAAUUGAUAAUCCAUUUAGCAUUCCUAAAUGCUGAGAAUUAUAGUUAAUCUCAUAACUAUUUUUCAAGACUGAAACUUUCAGAAUAGAGCAUAAGCUAAUACAAUAACCACUCUAUUUGAAACAAGCACUUGAACCUUUACAAGAGAGCAGCUGGAUGGCAGGGGAACAGCUUGUGACAGCUAGACAUAAUGGGAUCCCAUUUCAGUCUUACAGUAGUGUUCAAAUUUAAGUGAACCAAAAUAAAAUAAUUUAUUGAUUUAUACAAUAA
Antechinus flavipes (yellow-footed antechinus) is the source of this 5351-nucleotide messenger RNA. RefSeq names its product potassium inwardly rectifying channel subfamily J member 13 (gene KCNJ13). The transcript has 3 exons. Gene Ontology annotation, biological process: potassium ion import across plasma membrane; regulation of monoatomic ion transmembrane transport. Gene Ontology annotation, cellular component: plasma membrane. NCBI's taxonomy places the organism in Eukaryota, Metazoa, Chordata, Mammalia, Dasyuromorphia, Dasyuridae. The record is from RefSeq and is a predicted model, not a curated record. Gene Ontology annotation, molecular function: inward rectifier potassium channel activity. The coding region runs from base 153 to 1214 and encodes 353 amino acids.